Messenger RNA from Mugil cephalus (flathead mullet), 4446 nucleotides. RefSeq names its product zyg-11 family member, cell cycle regulator (gene zyg11). NCBI's taxonomy places the organism in Eukaryota, Metazoa, Chordata, Actinopteri, Mugiliformes, Mugilidae. Gene Ontology annotation, molecular function: protein binding. Gene Ontology annotation, cellular component: Cul2-RING ubiquitin ligase complex. The record is from RefSeq and is a predicted model, not a curated record. The coding region runs from base 386 to 2641 and encodes 751 amino acids. The transcript is spliced from 18 exons.
CUUUGUUUUUCUGUCUGGUCAAAAAUAGACCUGCCUGCUCUCCGUCUUACCUGCGCUCACGCCCAGCUCCUCAUUUAUGCCUUUCCGUCGCCGAAGCGAUUUGUCGACAUGAAUUUUGCGACGGCCGACGGCUUUCGACAUGUUUGUGCUGAGAGUGAUUGUCCACUGCGGAGGCAACAACAAGUGAGCUACAGCUAGCUGGUCCUCCGCUAACGACCCUCCCCUGCUGGUUACCCCCGGACUGAUCACCAUCACUUCGAGAUCUCGGGCAGGUGAACACCGCCACAUCAAACGGACGGAGCCGCUCCUCUGCGUGCUAGCGAAACUACAGCCCUUUGUGGCGAAAGAGAAACCAGUCUCGGUUGUAUAAGCUACAUUUUAUACCAUGGCCAUGGCCUGUAGUCUUCUAAACACGGAUGAUGCCUCUCCAGCGGCUCUUACAGACUUGUGCCUCACCUACGUGAGCCAAAACCUGGAGUGUUUCUGCGUGAAGCGCCCGGAUGGCUCCUUGUGCUUCAGGGAGGCUGUGCUCUUCCCACAGGAGCUAGCGGACCAGCUGUUGGCCAAGAUGGCCACUGAAGGUCUGCUGAACGACAGCACAGUCGGCGUGUUUCGGAACUGUGAAUACUUGCGGCUGAGACGAGCCUGCAUCCGCACAGCCCGCAUCUCUGCAGAGGCUUUUCAGAAAGCCCUAUGCCCUCACAGGCUGCUGGAGCUGGAUGCUGCCAGGGUCAACGCUGACCUAACCAUUCCUGACAUUCUGCAGGGGCUUGCCACCAACAAAUACUGUCAGGAGUCUCUCCAGCGCCUUGUGUUGACAGGUCUCACCAUGUCCUCCCUGGAAGAACCGAUAUGGUAUCGCUUCAGCUCCCUCCAGGGCCUGCGCUCCCUCUCUCUAGCCAACGUGGACUUCUAUGACGCCGGGUUAGUCGACGUGUGUUCGCUGCCUCGGCUCGAGAGCCUCGAUCUCUCCAACACUUCAGUCACAAACCUGAACCCCCUGCUGGGUCUGAAGGAGCGGCUGCGCUCACUAACGCUGCACCAGCUGAAGAGGCUGGAGAUGAGCACUGCGCAGCUGCUGGUAGUCAUAGGCCAGUUGAGUGUACUGCAGCACCUGGACAUUAGCGAUGAUAAGCAGUUUACCUCUGACGUGGCUCGUCAACUGCUUGGUCAGCCGAGGAUCCUGCCCGCUCUCGUUUCCCUAGAUGUGUCAGGGAGGAAACAGGUGACAGACGCGGCCGUCAAGGCGUUUGUUGAGGAGAGACCAGGGAUGACCUUCGUGGGACUCCUGGCCACAGACGCUGGGUUUUCUGACUUCCUCUCGGGAGAAGGAAAUCUAAAAGUAACGGGAGAAGCCAACGAGACCCAGAUCUGUGAGGCGCUGCGGCGCUACAGUGAGCGGGAAGGUUUUGUCAGAGAAGCUCUGUUUCAUCUUUUCAGCCUGACCCAUGUGAUGGAGAAACCAAGGCCAGACAUCCUCAAGCUGGUAGUUUUGGGGAUGAAGAAUCACCCAGCGACUCUGAAUGUCCAGCUGGCAGCCAGCGCCUGCGUGUUCAACCUGACAAAGCAGGACCUGGCGGCAGGGAUGCCGGUCCGACUGUUGAGCACAGUCACUCAGCUUCUACUAGAGGCCAUGAGGACUUUCCCCAACCACCAACAGCUGCAGAAAAACUGCCUGCUGUCCCUGUGCAGUGAUCGCAUUUUGCAAGAAGUCCCGUUCAACAGGUUUGAAGCUGCCAAACUCGUGAUGCAGUGGCUCUGCAACCACGAAGACCAGAACAUGCAGCGGAUGGCUGUGGCUAUCAUUUCCAUAUUGGCCGCUAAGCUGUCCACAGAGCAGACAGCCCAGCUGGGAGCAGAGUUGUUCAUAGUGAAGCAACUGCUCCACAUUGUGCGUCAGAAGGCCACUCUGGGCGUGGUGGACGCCACCCUCAAAUUUACACUGAGCGCGCUCUGGAACCUCACCGACGAGUCGCCGACAACCUGCCGCCAUUUCAUCGAGAACCAGGGGCUGGACCUGUUCAUUAAAGUACUAGAGUCAUUCCCCAACGAAUCCUCCAUCCAGCAGAAGGUUCUUGGUCUUCUGAACAACAUAGCGGAGGUUGGGGAGCUGCACGGGGAGCUGAUGGUGCAGGGCUUCCUGGACCACAUCAGCACUCUGCUGCACAGCCCGGAGGUGGAGGUGAGCUACUUCGCCGCCGGCAUCCUGGCGCACCUGACGUCGAGAGGAGAGGAGGCCUGGACGCUCAGCGCCAGUCUGCGCUCCUCACUGCUCGAGCAGCUGCAUGGUGUCAUCAUGAAGUGGCCCCCACCUGAGUGUGAAAUGGUGGCCUACAGGUCCUUUAACCCGUUCUUUCCACUGUUGGAGUGCUUUCACACACCUGGUGUGCAGCUGUGGGCUGCCUGGGCCAUGCAACACGUCUGCAGCAAGAACGCUUCUCGCUACUGCAGCAUGUUGCUGGAGGAGGGCGGCCUCCAGCAGCUGGAGCACGUUCACACUCACCCACAGACCCACCGGGACGUCAAGCUGCUGGCCGAGAGCAUCCUGGAGAGCCUGCAGCGCCACAGAGCCCGCACGGGGCAGCCGGCACAAGUGCACACGAGUCGCCGGCCGCCGCCGCCGCCGCCGCCGCCGCAGUAACCUCAGAGAAAGUGAGGCUCCCCGAUCGAGAAGAGGACAUUUAACUGACGGGGAGGAGUGUGUGUGUGUGUGUGUGUGUGCGUGUGUGCGUGCACGCUUGUGUAACUGCAUAUUUCGUGCACAAACGCACAAGAAUUCCCUAGAGAGUAAACUAAGUCAAGGACAGAGACAAUGCAAUUCUUUGCACACCCUAACAUUAUUUAUUUUCUAUGUGUUUGUCUCCGAACAGAAGUGUUUCUGCGUGGUAAUCCUGUGAAUAUACAAAAGUUAAAUUAUGGAUAAGCUGCCGCUCAACAUGAAGCUUGUGUUUGCGCUCGCUCCUAUUAGUAAGACCGUGGCAUCAGGAGGAUUUUAGUUCCGAAAACACGUCGGCUCGCGCGUGCAGCCCUCAGUCUGGGAUUGACAACACCCCCCCACUCCCCACCCAUGCGGCUCUCUUAUGUUGCAGAAUGCUCCGGUUGUCUGAAUUCGUUGAUUAGCUUCGUAAAUAUACGCAUGAUGCUGCCCUGAGCUCGAGCAUGCUGGAGACUGUGUGAAAGCUUGCGCUGUUCAUUUAAGGAAUGCCUGCUUGUUUGUUUAUAGCAGCGCUCUGCUCACUAAAAACCCACGGCCCAAGUCGGCAAUACUACUGUUGGUCCCUUCUUCAUCUGGUCUCCUAUCAACUAAUGCCCUCGGUUUGAUGUGACCUGACGUCUGCCAGGGGUGUGCUCGGCGGAUUUAAACGUCCGAACAAAAACCUAAACGACGGACGAGUUCCAUCUCACUGCGUUUUCCUCUGAAGACGUCAGGCGCUCGGAUCAGUGGCACAAGGAAGCAGGCGUGGAAUUUACGUGUCUGGUUAUGUGACAAUAAUGAUGUGGUCACGAUGGGUGUACAUUUGUGUCGAAUGUGUAUAUAUUGGUAUGGUGGUUAUGCUUUAUAAUGCGUGUCUUAAAGACAAAGGCGGCACCUCGGUGUGAGCAUGUUCGUAUGUACGUCUGUACAAGUAGCGGAGUCUUAUGAAGUGCGUCUAACUUGUACAUAAAUGAUAAGAGAAUGAGAGACGCGUUGUCCGUGACAGGUUGAACUGAUUGCAUGUAAAUGAUUUUAUUGUAUGUUCCUGCUUUUUUUCUUUUUUGGUCAGUUUAAAAAUUCUGAUAAAGAACAAAUGAGGGGCAUGAUGAGAAGGAUCCUGUUUGCACGGAGACAGCAGAGGUGUUUUAACAUCUUUAAAGGUAUGCGACAUUGGCAUCCACUUGUACUUCUGUACAGGACCGUAGUCCAGAGAAGCCGCCUUAAGGAACGCCACGUUCUCCACGUUCGGCUCCCAUUAAGGCGCCCGUCUCCGUUUUCUAUGCAAGCACCCUCUGUUACAACGUUUUGGGUCGAGGCGGACGUUGGAAAUCAGCUGGAGUUAUCAGAAGACCGGACGCUUUGCGGACGUGAAUAAAUACUGAACUUGAGACGGCUCUCGGCAAAUCACGCACCUCAUCUGCUCGGUGAAUAACGGCCUUUUUGUGUUUCCGCAAGUCUGCUGCCGUGCGAGCUCGCUAACAAUGCACGGAGCCGUAGACGAGAGAGCUCGUUCUUCUCCGUCACUCCCAUGAACUUCUUGCUUGUUUAAUCGAGGCCCAGGCCAUCAACCCCCCACCCCUCCCCCUCCCCGACAAAGGCCAGUUUGAUUAUUUUUAUUUUGUUCCACAAGAACUGAAAUUUAAGAUCCAAAAUGUCAAGAUACUGUAUGUUUGCUAUGACUGUGCCACUUUGCUGCUCAGCGUCACGUUCUCAAGUUUGAAAAUAAAGAAUGUACAUUGCCAUAAACUAGA